GCGGAGCGCGGCCCCCGCGCACGGCCCCGCUCUCUCGGGCGCCGAGACUGAGCGGCGGGGAGGGGCUCCGGGCCUCGGGCCCCGGCCGCGAGGAAGAUGGCGGACCCGGCCGAAUGCAACAUCAAGGUGAUGUGCCGCUUCAGGCCCCUCAACGAGGCCGAGAUGGCCCGGGGCGACAAGUACGUCGCCAAGUUCCAGGGCGAGGACACGGUCAUCGUGGCGUCCAAGCCUUAUGCAUUUGAUCGUGUAUUCCAGUCAAGCACAACACAGGAGCAGGUAUAUAAUGACUGUGCAAAGAAGAUAGUGAAAGAUGUACUUGAAGGAUAUAAUGGUACAAUAUUUGCAUAUGGACAGACAUCCUCUGGGAAGACGCAUACAAUGGAGGGUAAACUCCAUGAUCCAGAUGGAAUGGGUAUUAUUCCAAGAAUAGUACAGGAUAUUUUUAAUUAUAUUUACUCUAUGGAUGAAAAUUUGGAGUUCCACAUUAAGGUAUCAUAUUUUGAAAUAUAUUUGGAUAAGAUAAGGGACCUUUUGGAUGUUUCAAAGACCAAUCUUUCUGUUCACGAGGACAAAAACAGAGUUCCCUAUGUAAAGGGUUGCACAGAGCGUUUUGUAUGUAGUCCUGAUGAGGUUAUGGAUACUAUAGACGAAGGAAAAUCUAACAGACAUGUAGCAGUUACGAAUAUGAAUGAACAUAGCUCUAGAAGUCACAGUAUCUUUCUUAUUAAUGUAAAACAAGAAAACACUCAAACAGAACAGAAACUGAGUGGGAAACUUUAUCUGGUAGAUUUGGCUGGUAGUGAGAAGGUUAGUAAAACUGGAGCUGAAGGUGCUGUGCUGGACGAAGCUAAAAACAUCAACAAGUCUCUGUCUGCUCUUGGAAAUGUCAUUUCUGCUUUGGCUGAGAGUAGUACAUAUGUUCCCUAUCGAGAUAGUAAAAUGACAAGAAUCCUUCAAGAUUCACUAGGUGGCAACUGCAGAACCACUAUUGUCAUUUGUUGCUCUCCAUCAUCAUAUAACGAGUCGGAAACAAAAUCUACUCUCCUGUUUGGCCAAAGAGCCAAGACAAUAAAGAACACAGUUUGUGUUAAUGUGGAGCUAACUGCAGAACAGUGGAAGAAAAAAUAUGAAAAAGAAAAAGAGAAAAACAAGACAUUACGUAACACCAUUCAGUGGCUAGAAAAUGAACUCAAUCGAUGGCGAAAUGGGGAGACUGUACCAGUUGAUGAACGGUUUGACAAAGAGAAAGCCAACUUAGAAGCCUUUGCAGUAGAUAAAGAUAUUACUAUCAUCAAUGAUAAGCCAGCAGCCACAAUUGGAGUUACAGGAAACUUCACUGAUGCUGAAAGAAGAAAGUGUGAAGAAGAAAUUGCUAAAUUGUACAAACAACUUGAUGAUAAGGAUGAAGAAAUUAAUCAGCAGAGCCAGUUGGUAGAGAAAUUGAAGACACAAAUGUUGGAUCAAGAAGAGCUUCUAGCAUCUACCAGAAGGGACCAAGAUAAUAUGCAGGCUGAACUGAAUCGCCUGCAGGCAGAAAAUGAUGCCUCCAAGGAAGAAGUGAAAGAAGUGCUGCAGGCUCUGGAGGAACUUGCAGUCAACUAUGAUCAGAAGUCUCAGGAAGUUGAAGACAAAGCCAAGGAGUAUGAGCUACUUAGCGAUGAAUUGAAUCAGAAAUCGGCAACUCUAGCAAGUAUAGAUGCUGAGCUUCAGAAACUCAAGGAAAUGACAAAUCACCAGAAAAAACGAGCAACGGAGAUGAUGGCCUCUUUAUUGAAAGACCUUGCAGAAAUUGGAAUUGCUGUGGGAAAUAAUGAUGUCAAGCAGCCUGAAGGAACUGGCAUGAUAGAUGAAGAAUUCACCGUUGCAAGACUGUACAUUAGUAAAAUGAAGUCAGAAGUGAAAACAAUGGUAAAACGCUGCAAACAGUUAGAAAGCACCCAAGCUGAGAGCAACAAAAAAAUGGAAGAAAAUGAAAAAGAAUUAGCAGCAUGUCAGCUUCGUAUAUCACAGCAUGAAGCAAAAAUCAAGUCAUUGACUGAAUACCUUCAGAACGUUGAGCAAAAGAAAAGGCAGUUGGAAGAAUCUGUGGACUCCCUUAAUGAAGAACUAGUCCAGCUUCGAGCACAAGAAAAAGUCCACGAAAUGGAAAAAGAGCAUCUAAAUAAGGUUCAGACUGCAAAUGAAGUUAAGCAAGCUGUUGAACAACAGAUACAAAGCCAUAGAGAAACUCAUCAAAAACAAAUUAGUAGUCUGAGAGAUGAAGUUGAUGCGAAAGAAAAGCUUAUUACUGAUCUUCAAGAUCAGAAUCAGAAAAUGAUGCUAGAGCAGGAACGCCUGAGAGUUGAACAUGAGAAGUUGAAAGCUACAGACCAAGAAAAAAGCAGGAAACUACAUGAACUUACUGUCAUGCAAGACAGGCGAGAACAAGCAAGGCAAGACCUGAAGGGUUUAGAAGAGACAGUGGCAAAAGAACUUCAGACUUUACACAACCUUCGGAAGCUCUUUGUUCAAGACCUAGCCACAAGAGUUAAAAAGAGUGCAGAGAUUGAUUCUGAUGACACUGGAGGUAGUGCUGCCCAAAAGCAGAAGAUCUCCUUUCUUGAGAAUAAUCUUGAGCAGCUCACUAAAGUGCACAAACAGUUGGUACGUGAUAAUGCAGAUCUUCGCUGUGAGCUUCCAAAAUUGGAAAAACGACUUAGAGCUACAGCUGAGAGAGUUAAAGCUUUGGAGUCGGCUCUGAAAGAAGCCAAAGAAAAUGCCUCUCGGGAUCGUAAACGGUAUCAGCAAGAAGUCGAUCGGAUUAAGGAAGCUGUCAGGUCAAAGAACAUGGCCAGGAGGGGACAUUCUGCACAGAUUGCUAAGCCCAUUCGUCCUGGACAGCAUCCGGCUGCUUCUCCAACUCAUCCAAGUGCAAUUCGUGGGGGAGGCGCGUUUACUCAGAAUAGCCAACCUGUGGCAGUUCGUGGUGGUGGAGGCAGACAAGACAAAGUCUGUUGAAGAUGAUGUGUUACCAAGCAGAGAGAGCCUCAUUCCAUGACUAUAAUCUCUCCCCUGCAGGGAUUAUAGAAUUAUAACUUUUUUAAAUGUAGAAAUUAUACCUGGCCUGUACAGCUAUUUCCCACCCAACUCAUCUUGCAAAUUCUGCUGAUCCUCAACAAAACUAGAGUGCAAUUUUGGCGUCUUGGAAAAUUGACAUGUAAUUUCAGAGCGUAGCCCUGUUCAUGACACGAUUUGUCUUUCAUGUCUUAAAUUUAGUCUGCACUGUGCCAAGUUGAAUGUACUCUACAGGUUUAAAGAAGGUUUUAGUUAACACCUUCCUUCUUUUGUGUGUGUUUUCUUGUUUUAGGGAACAUGGAACAAGGUUGGAGUUUAGAUGUGAUAUUGUUUUACCACUUGUAGCACUCACUGUGUGUCCCACGGUGUGUAUCAGGGCAGCGCUUAAAGACUCCUGGAAAUGACAUCAGGGCUAACAUUUCUUUGUAUGAUUUCUGAAGUGUGCUUCUGAACAUCAUUUGGACACUGAAAUCUUGAAACUGCAUAACUAGACAUUUCAGUUUCAACCAGGCUGCUUAACUGUUAAUCUGAUGAAAUGCCUGUUGCCAGGUUAUUUUUAGUUAAAUACUAUAUAUUAACAAGUAAACCUAAGUUUACACAAGAGAGUUGGUUUGGCAAAGGAACAUUUUAUGUAUUGUUCCUGAUUCUAUACACAAUAUAGUUUGAUGAGGUGAAAAUAUCCUGCUUCAUUCCGGUUAGCCUACUGUCUAGCACAAAAAUCUGACAGUUAAUUUAUCAUCUCUAACAUAGGAAAAGGAACUAGAAGGGUCUAGAACUAAAUUUAAUUUCUUAUUCUCACAUUAUCAGUACUACAUCAAUGAUCUAAAUUUAGCCUUUGGAAAUUGAGGAAACGUGAAGUAGCUUAAACAGCUAGAUAAUUAAGUAAAACACACUGAUGCACAUAAAAUAGGAAUUAGUUCAUUUUGGUCACCCAUCCUUGAGGUAUGUUUUAAGAUUGUUCUACACUGAGUUGUACACUAUAAUUUAUUUCUGGUUUAGUCUAGAAAUAUUGGGAUGUUUACUCCAAACCUUUUAUAUUAAAUGAAUCUUUUCUUUUUUGCCUUGUUUGCAAGAGUCACUAGUAUAUUCAUGAAAUAAAAUGGUUUCCUUUGUUGGCUUUAGUCCGUGAUUUUGUAAUUAGAUCUAGAGUUUUUACCUAUUGCUCCCAAUUCUUCCUCAGAGGAUUGAAAUGAAUCAACAAUUUCAUUUAAAAGUAAUAUCAGUGAUAUGGAAAGAGAUCUCAAACCUUUGCUUCUUCUAGGGCUUUUAGCAGGAUUUAGGGAAAAGUUAGGGUUUGGGAGCUAUUCAUCAGAUAAUAUAGGAACCCUGAAGUUCUUUAUUAGGAUGUUGGUGGCAAAAUAACUUUUUAGCAAAGUUUUAUAUACAAAUAUUUGUAUUAUGAAAUUUGGAGCCAUUGUCAGAAGUUUUCAGACCCUAAUUGGCUUAUUUUUCUAUUUCCUUAACUACUGUAAUUUCCAGUUUUUGUAAAAAUCUUGAUUUAAAGGGUGAAUUUAUUUAUUUAUUUUUUUUAUUAACAGCCAGAAGUCCUUGCUGUUGCGGUCUGUAGCCCUAAAGCCAUUAUGUUGCUUUUAGGACUGAUCAAAAAAGAAGCGCUCCAAAAUUCAAGAUGAAAUCUUUGUGUGUAGCAAGAUAGGCAAUUUUGCUAAAGAAGAAAAUCCUGCAACAUUUGUGAUGAAGACAAGAGUUUUCUAAAUGAAAACACCUUUGUCUUGCCUGCCUAAUGGGUGCAUAUCUUAGUUAGAUAUUUGUAUUUCACUUCUGACUGAAAACUGGUUUUCUCGGAAAUAUACAUCAAUGAAGCAGAUUUUUUUUUCUCUUUUGUCUGUCUAUGGUAGUUUCAUUCCUGUAAGUAAAGUAUCACGGGUCUCGGUGCUGAGCAUUGCUGUGUAACAGUGCAAUUGUAACUAGCAUGUAGCUCAAAAACAUACAUUACCUUUUUAUAUCUUAAUAAUUUUUUAAUUUCUAAUUUUAAACCUUUUGCAGAGUUUACCAGGAAUUACAUCUAAAUUUUUUAAAAGGAACUGCUCUUUGGUUCUGCUUCGGUAGGUCAAUGGAACAGAACAUUUAUUUACUCUUUGUAAAUGAACAUUUUCAGUCUCUACUAGGACCCUGACGCAAUGCUAUUUCAAUUUGCAGUAUCCCUUUUUUGGAGUGGAUUUUAUUUUUAUGUUCCUCUGAAUUGUCUUGUUAAAUGGUUUAGAAGAAAAACUCAGUGAAAUAAAAGAAUAAUAUUUAUUCAUGGUGA
Molecule: messenger RNA, 5320 nt
Organism: Phascolarctos cinereus (koala)
Lineage: Eukaryota; Metazoa; Chordata; Mammalia; Diprotodontia; Phascolarctidae
Gene: KIF5B
Product: kinesin family member 5B
Biological process (GO): microtubule-based movement
Molecular function (GO): microtubule motor activity; microtubule binding; ATP binding
Source: RefSeq, a predicted model, not a curated record